AUGUUGAUAUUGGAUGGGGCUGCAGUCUGUGUUCAACUACUGGCUGCGGAAGAAAAGAAAUCACAGUCAAUUACCGAGUUUUGGGAGAAUAUCGCGUCUGCAGAAGAUCAGAGAAUGGCGGCUAUGGCUAGACGUAGAGUUGUGAUGGAAGAGCAUACUACCAAUGUUACGCAGUCGGUUUUCCAACAAGAUCAAGGUUAG
Paraglomus occultum is the source of this 201-nucleotide messenger RNA. The record is from the annotation of a GenBank genome assembly. Lineage: Eukaryota; Fungi; Glomeromycota; Glomeromycetes; Paraglomerales; Paraglomeraceae.